This is a messenger RNA of Folsomia candida, 2886 nucleotides long. RefSeq lists its product as uncharacterized. The transcript has 12 exons. The record is from RefSeq and is a predicted model, not a curated record. The coding region runs from base 794 to 2617 and encodes 607 amino acids. Lineage: Eukaryota; Metazoa; Arthropoda; Collembola; Entomobryomorpha; Isotomidae.
CAUGAGCUCAGCAGAAGUGCAAGAUUUUGUACAUGUCCAAAGUUAUUUUGUUAACAAAACGACGACGACCAGUAGUCUUCUUCUUCUUUUUGACUCUUGGCAUUUGUGGUUGGUAAUAAUAAUGCCAAAACUGAAAAGAGUGGAAUGUCUGAGUGAGUAAGUGAGAGAGAGACGUGAUUCUCCUUACACGACUUUUGUGGACCUCGCUUCUUCUCCUGCCCAUCUUUAAUGGCGUGCUGAAUGCAAUUUGUACAUCGUAUUAACAUCAUUGUCAUUUUAUUAGUUGGACGUCUUCGAGUGAGUGAAUUACUUUAAUUCUGGUGCAGGUUUGGUCAAUAGAAGAAUAAGUGAAAUGGUUUCAUGAACAUGGAAAAGUGUUUGUUUGGGAGGAGUGGGUUUUCAUGCGGUAUGGAAAAGUGAAUGAUUUUAAGCGUUGUAUUGUUACGGGCAAUUUUGAGAAAUAAAUAAGUGCGUGUUUUUUUUUACCAGUGCGGUGCAUAGUGGAAAAAGUACUCAAGUGUCAUUGUUAUUGUUGAACGCGAUAUGUUUAAUGAUGCGAUGUGACGCAUUGUAAAAACAAAUAUUGUGGUCACCUACGACUCAUCCGGUGUGUAAAAGGGAUCAAUGGCAUGCAGUUUAAAAUCUGCUGGUGCGCAGAAUGUAAUUCAAUUAUUGUGUCCAAUCGUGCAUGCAAAAUAUUCAAGAAUGUACAAAUUCUGAAAAACUUUAUACAUAUUUACAAUAUUCAGAUUCCUAUUUAAGUGAUCUCCCAUCUCGUGAUUCUUUUUAAAAAAUGUACAAAAAAAUAUCGGUCGCGUUAUGCAUUGUGAUUUCCCUGUUUUUCAUCGUACCUCUGAUCUACCUCUGGCUGACGAUGGAGUCAAGCCCACCGUCCGGCGUUAUCAAAGGUCCCUUCAUAGCUGUCUACUUAAGAAACUUGACCUCCUUAAAUAACUCUGCCGUUCUUUUGUACGAUGUCCCAAACUCUGACUUUGUCCUGGACCGGUACCUCUGGGAGUGGAACAAUGGAUCGUCUGACGCACAAUUUCGCCAACCGCAGCAUCAGCAAAAAUCUAUUUUACUAGAGUGUCAUUCCAAUGUCCCUGUAAAAUUGGAGUACAGAGGAGAAGGGGGUCUCGUCUCUGAAAUGAGACAUCAUAACCGACGGGAAAUUAAGUCAUUUGACGAUAACUCGACCUACUGGUUUACCACGUCCGUAGAAAUGCUAAGCAUUAAUGAGCAAAUUACCGGGAAAUAUUUCUGUUCAGUAAUUGAACCUCCUUCCGGAGGAGAAAUUGGCGUCUUUCUCCACAUCUUUGUCAAAGGCUACAAAACUUUUAUAACGAGCGACGAAGUGCGCCACGAAGUCGAGCCGGAUGAAGAAAUCGUGAUCCCAUGUCCGAUUUCUGAUCCCGAUAAGAGCGGAGCCAUCACGUUACGAGAACUUUUACAACCGUUAAAUAAAGAAGUUUACCACAUCGUGGAUCCACACAUCGUCACAGAAUUUGAUCCCAGGAUCGGGUUUAAACUGGAGGCAAACCAUUACGGGUCGUAUCUUUGUGUAGAUUCUGCUAAUUCAGAAACGGCUGGAAUUGUCAAAAUUUUCAAGCCGAGAAGGCUCGUCGUGGAUGGUAAAUAUCUGACGAGGUCAAUCACCAAUGUUCCCAUACCGAAGAACGACCCCGCCCUACGCGUUCUGUGUGAAGCGACGGAAAAUGUGACGCUGAAUUUUAUAAAUUUUCUCCCCUUUAAGAGGAGACAAGUCCCAUAUUACAAUGACUCCUCGACCUUUCCGCACACAUCCAGAAUUAUUCUGAGGAACGAGUGGUUCUCCAAUUUUUCUACGGUAGAAUGUCUAACUGUUCAGGAUGAGAGAGUUUUAAGGGUCUGGACGUAUGUUAAAAAAGAAUCCUCCGAUAAGACAAAUUUUAGGUUUGACCCGGUCCGAAAGGGAUACGAAUGCUGUACCGAUCCCGGGAUCAUCCCACGCCUCACGCAAGCCACGUGUUACACGCAAACUGAAUGUGACAUGAAGAGAAGUUGCGUCAAGUUGGAUAAGAAAUGUCCACUUCCUGCGAUUUUAAAUCAGCCCAUCUACGAAGGAAAUGUAGGAUGUGCGGUGGCAAAGGUGGAAAAUAAUCCGUCAGGAUUACUGGAGUGUUCGUACGGAAAUUCUACAAAGACAUAUCUCUACAUUUACAACAGAAGGACCGGCUUCAACACAGAUUUUACAUCGUCCGAUUUCCGCAAGAAAAAUGUACCCCUGAACAAAAUGCUACGCGUCGUGCAGGAUUUUUCAGUAUCAUAUGCUAAGGACGUCGCAACGUUUAUAUGUUCUGGCCCAAAAUUCUUCUUCGCAAACGGGUUUCAAUGGGCCUUGAAAGCAGGAAAGUUUGGAGCGAUAGAACAUCUUCCAAACCAGAGUGAAAUUGACGAAAUUAGUGACGAAGCUACUGAAUCGGUGCAACUUCCGGUGUCAAAAGUGGAGUCGAAAACAGUGAUAUGUUUCGCCCCGCUGCUCUACUCGCACGACUGGGUCAACGCCACGGUCAAGUAUCGCAGCAGUAGCAAAUCUGCACCAUCCUCGACGGAAUACGACGAUACGAUUUAUCUCUAAUUUAUUUUUAUUUAUUUCUCAACCCCACAAACCACCACCUACCGAAUCGUGCCAAUUUUGAGGAAAUCUCGUAUUUAAUAUAUGAUUAUUAUUAUUUAACUAAUUACACAAUUAUUUAUAAUCGAGUAACAAAACAACGCUUCGGUUGUGUUCAAUGCAAUGUAAAUAUUCAGAGAUGCUUUAUAUCAUGAGAAACAUAUUUACUACAAAUGUCAUGUUUACUAGUCGGAUGAUAAGUUAUAAAUGAUAAGACACAAACAAAACGAAUA